UUAAGCUCGUCUCCCUCAAUGUUUGUAAACAACGUUUCCAUGUCACACCUGCUAGAAAAACAUCAAUAGUUUUCACAAUCGUGUCAUAUUAGGACUAUGACAGCUAUAGAGAAAAUACGAGAAGCUGUUACUGAACUGUAUAAGUUCAGGGAUGAAUACUACACAACCCAUGGCACUGAUGCGGCUGUCAAAAAGAACCAAGAUGUGCAUCGGCAGAUUAAAAAGACUUUACUACUAAUUGACAGUCAUAAAGAAGAGAUUGGCCCAGAGUCCAAAGGAGAACUUUAUUUUCUUCGUGGAAGAGUACUAAAUGCGACACCAGAAUACAGUGCAGAGGCAGAGGAAGAACUAGGAAAGGCCACACGUUUUAAUCUUCCUGAUGCCUGGAACGAGCUAGGAGAGUGCCAGUACAAGAAAGGAGAUCUGAGUGGUGCACAAACAUGUUUUGAAAAAGCACUGAAGCUGGUUCAAAAGAAGGUUUAUUACCGAAACAUGUCCAUGCUGAUGAGGAGUUUGCCAUGGAAGACUCCAGCUGAGAGAGAGGAGAAUGUUAACAAGGGUUUGGAAUAUGCCAGAAAUGCCCUCAAGCUGGAUAUGAGUGAUGGCCAUUCAUGGCUUGUCCUUGGUAAUGCAUAUCUGGCUUCAUUCUUCAGUGUGGACUCAAAGCUUGAGUCACUGAAGAACUGCAAAGCAGCUUAUAUCAAGGCAGCCCAUGGGUCAAGGGAUGCCUUCAGGGGGCAGUCCCUGCCGGUCUUCCUACCUGAGAGGCCUACCCACAGAGAGAGAAUGCUACAUGCAGAUGUUAGGAUCUUUCUCACCAUCAACUCUUUAGAGUUGGCAUCCACUUCAAGUGAGCCAUUGCAGCGCCUGGAUCUUCCAUCAAAAGUUCAGUGGUAUGAAGAAGACUAUGCUGGUGCCCUCAAUAGCCUCCUGCAGGCAUACAAGUUGGAGCCCACCUGGAUCGAGUGCAAGAGCAAGUUUGACGAGUGCCGCCGCUUCCUAAACAAGCUGGCCCAGAUGGUGAAGAGUAAGGGUCAGCUCAACCAGAGGAGGCUCAUGGGAUUCAUAGGGGACAUUAACAAUAGUCAGCUGGGACCCUAUGACAAAGGAGGAACCAACCUGAGUGGAGGGAGAAAACCAGACCUUGUUCCUCUGGCUUUAUUAGGUGAAGGUAGUAACCAGGAUAAGAUAAUUUUAGGUAAGGUUGUGUGCACCGUGAUCCCUGACUCAGGCAUUCCUUUCUCCUUCUGCCUGGUGGACAAAGACAGUUCAUGCAUUGCUGUCACUGUCUAUAAUUGGGCCAGUGGCUGUGGGGUCAAGAUUGGAGAUUCUGUUGCAGUUCUGGCACCUGUCCUGAAGACUCAUGUGGUUCAGGUGCCUGAAGGGGAGAAGCUGGAGUUCCGAUCUGUACGCGUGGCCCUUCCACUGAUGCUUGUCGUCAACAAACGAUCGGUGGGCAUCAGCCAAGUUGCAACAUCCCAGAUUAUCUCCCAACAGAAACCAGAGUAACCAAUUUCUUAGACAAGUUAGCUAGAGGCCUUUGCAUUCCCAAGUGACAAGUUACUUAAGAGGCAUUUGUAAUGUGAAGCUACUGCAUUCCCAAGCAAUUGGUCACAUGCAGGCCUGUGCCUUCUGAAGUGACUUUUUUUUUUUUUUUUUUUUUAAGGGCAUUUGCAUAUAGAUUGAGUGACAAAUCCUGUAAGAGACAUCUGCAUUAACAUGUAACUGAUUACAUAGUCAUUUGGAUGCCUAAAUGACCAGUUUGCUCAGAUGAUAUUGCAUUUUCAGUUCUUAUAUAUUCUUGAAGAAUAGGAAAACUUAACCCUUUAACUGCAGAAUUGAAUUAUAAGGCCCUUCCAGUAAUAAUGGCAAUUACCCUAAAAAAAAAUUGUGUUUUCUGCUCCUUCAGUACAUUUUCAGUAUGUCCUGUAGGCACUCUUUUCGUAUAUGUCACCAAAAUUCUUUGAUUAUUGCCCUUUAAAUUUAUAUUUGAUGAAAUAUGUGAAAAAAAUUGAGAAAAAUUGUCUUUCGUAAUAGUGUUAUAUCUGUUUUUUUAUAUAUAAAAAAA
Penaeus chinensis is the source of this 2068-nucleotide messenger RNA. RefSeq names its product tetratricopeptide repeat protein 5-like. The record is from RefSeq and is a predicted model, not a curated record. Gene Ontology annotation, molecular function: protein binding. The transcript is spliced from 12 exons. Bases 97 to 1509 code for a protein of 470 amino acids. NCBI's taxonomy places the organism in Eukaryota, Metazoa, Arthropoda, Malacostraca, Decapoda, Penaeidae.